This is a messenger RNA of Nematolebias whitei (Rio pearlfish), 1597 nucleotides long. It is a transcript of the gene trim105, whose product is annotated as tripartite motif containing 105. Gene Ontology annotation, molecular function: protein binding; metal ion binding. The coding region runs from base 159 to 1454 and encodes 431 amino acids. NCBI's taxonomy places the organism in Eukaryota, Metazoa, Chordata, Actinopteri, Cyprinodontiformes, Rivulidae. The transcript is spliced from 7 exons. The record is from RefSeq and is a predicted model, not a curated record.
CACAAGAACGUCAAGCGUAGAAGUAGUCGUAGCAGGCAGAAAGGAGACUCAGAAGUGCUUAAGCUGACAUUUCUCCCGAAAAACAUCAACCUGAUCUAUCUGGAUAAGCAGAUCUCUGCUUUCACUUCCUCGUUGUGAAGAGAUCUCGGAGAGAGAAUAUGGCUGCUGCUGCCGCUUCUUCUUCUUCCUCCACCAAAAGCAGCCUGAGGGAGGACCUGACCUGUUCCAUCUGCUGCGACCUGUUCAGAGAGCCCGUCAUGUUGCCCUGCAUGCACCACUUCUGCAAGUCCUGCAUCUCCAGGUACUGCAGGGGCACACGGGCGCCUGUAACCUGCCCACAGUGCCGCAAGGAGUUCAGCCCCACGCAGUUUCAAACCAACUACCUUGUGGCGGCGAUGGUGGAGAAGGUCCGAGCCUUCGCCUCAGACACUUACACCAAGAAGCUAGAGAAACAGCUGAGAGAGAGUUUGGAGAGGCAGCACUUGAGGAAGGAGGACAUGAGCGGCAGCAUUCACAAAGACAAAGACAAGCUGAACAUGAUAAAGAGGCUGGGGGCAGACCUGCAGGCUCAUGUCAAAGGUGAAUUCCGAGCUCUGCAUCAGAUCCUGCAGGAUGAGGAGACCUGCCUGCUGGAGCAGCUGCGGAGAGAGCAGGAGGAGGAGCUGGAGAAGGUGCAGCGCCACUUGGAGGCCUCAGAGCUGGCUGUACGCCAACUGGAGAACAACAUCCAACUGCUGCAGCAGGCGAAAGUCACACUGACGGAGUUCCCACAGCUGAGACCCUGUGUUCAGGUGGAAGCUGCUGUAGAUUUUGAUCCGCGCGCUUUCAGCAACAACUACUUGGCUCCGCUGCAGUACACGGCGUGGAGGAGGAUGUUCAGGUCUCUGAAACCAGGGCCGUCUCCUUUAACGUUUGAUAUCGACACAGCUCACCCGAGCAUUUACGUCUCCAGGGACAAAAUGACAGCGGUGGAGUGCGAGGUCAUGACCCCGCAUACGAGCCACAGCAAGCGCUUCCUCCAGUGUGUCAACAUCCUGGCUGCCCAGAGCUUCCAGUCAGGUCGGCACUACUGGGAGGUGGAGGUGGGCUGCAGCCCUAAGUGGGACCUGGGCGUGGCCUCGGAGACCGUGGACAGGCACGCUCGCGUCAAGCUGAGCCCCGAGAGCGGCUACUGGACCCUGCGGCUGCGCAACGGCAACAAGUACUGGGCCGGGACGCAGCCGUGGACGAGGCUGCAGCUCGGGUCGCCCCCGCAGAGGAUCGGGGUUUACUUGGACUGCGACGAGAGGAGGGUGUCGUUCUACGACGCGGACGAAAUGAGUCUGCUGUACACGUUCGGCAGCGGGCCGAGGGGCAGAGUGUUCCCCUUCUUCAGCCCGUGCAUCAGCGAGAGCAGCCACAAACCUCAGCUUAUUAAACUGGUCCAUUACCCUCCUGUCGCUCUGUCUGGAUAACUUCAAUCAUCACUGGUGUCAUGUUUUCCAUGUAAUUAUUCUGAAGAAGCCUUUAAAGGAUCGGCUCAUUAUUAAACACUAUUAAAACGGAGAUCUGGUUUAAGCUUUGAGCUCUACAGCAAGCAUCUUUAAUAAAUAGAUGC